AUGAACAGCUUCGCUCCAGCAUAUCAGCAUGACGAUACGUCGGCCAGGUUUGGCAAUCUGACUGAGUACAACUGCAAGGAUUACGGCCGGGAUUCUGAUGAUGACCUGGCAGAUGACUAUGACUACGAGUGCGAUGAAGCAGACGCGUCCGCGAAAGCGAACAAAUAUCAGACGAGCAAUCACUCUGGAGACAAGAAUGACAGUAAGCGCAUACCCGGCUCGGUGGCUCGCGGCAUAGCUCGCAGCAAGCGCUUUUCAGCUUAUCCUGCGCAUCUGCCGACCUCAGACGAGCACGAAGAGCCAAGCACGGUAUCGCAUGGCAGCCCCCAGAUGCGAGCAUACCGAUACCUUGGUCGGCAGCCUUCAAAGCGGUCUUUGGGCGUGCCUCAAAGGCGUGAUGAGAGGUCCGCGACACGCUCUCCAACAUUAGCAUCGCCAACUUCGGCUUUCAUGACCUCGCCAUCCAUAGCGCCGAGAACCUCGAGUUUAGCACGGAGCCCUGGCGCGCAAGCACCGAGUCUGUCAAGACGGAUGCAACCGGAGGGUCUGCCUGAACCUGUUCAACCGGUCCGACCUGAACAGGCGGCCUUGUCAUCCGGAGACAAGUCCCGACAACGCUAUGAGCCCCCGGUUUCCCGGUCCCCUCAAGCAGCACACAAGGUGCUCUCGCGUAGCACUCUGAGCAGUACUACAUCAGACACCUCGGAGAUCCCUACAUUCGCUCAACACCCCGCUGUCCGCCCGCUAGAGUCGCGCGCUGCUCUGGGAAACGCUGCCGGACCUGCUGCUGACGACGACAGCCAGUAUCCUUCUGCACUUCCGCUGGUCUUGAUCGUGACAGGCGUAUGCUUGGCCGUCUUUAUUAUUUCACUAAACCGCAACAUCAUCAUCACCGCCAUCCCCGACAUAACCUCCAGAUUCCACUCGUACAAUGAUAUUGGUUGGUACGGUUCGGCCUACCUGCUCACAGCCUCGGCCUUCCAGCCCCUUUACGGCCGCAUCUACAUGUCGUUCAGCACGAAAUCCUCCUUCAUCGUUACUCUCGUUGUCUUUGAGGUCGGCAGCCUCAUUUGCGCCCUUGCGCCGUCCUCUGACGUCCUCAUCGUCGGCCGUGCCGUACAGGGCGUCGGGUCCGCUGGUAUCCUCACCGGAGCCUUCGUCGUUGUAACCCACAUAGUCCGAUUGCAGACCCGCCCUAUCGUCUUCGCCGGGGUCGGCAUCUUGUACGCCGUGGGUGCUCUGUGCGGUCCACUCAUCGGCGGUGCCUUCACCGAUACGAUUGGCUGGCGCUGGUGCUUCUGGAUCAACCUUCCAUGCGGGCUCGUCACCCUCGUUGCCGUCUCUCUCUUUUUUCGUCCAUCUAAGCCAUCGACGUCCAAACCCUCAUUCGUCAAACGUGUCCUGUCGCUCGACCUGGUCGGCAACCUUCUGGUCCUUGGUGCCGCGGUACAGCUAUUCACCGCACUUCAGCUUUCCGAAGAACGCCUAGCAUGGUCAUCCGCGCCCGUCAUCGGCCUGAUGUGUGGGUUUGGCGCCACCACUCUCAUCUUUGUCGGGUGGAUCAUUUACAAGGGUGACGCUGCACUCCUUCCGCCGGCCAUCGUCACACAACGCACCGUGGCCGCCUCCUGCGGUGCCGCAUUCUUCAUCUACGGAACCAUCCUGCUACACUCCUACUACCUCCCCAUUUACUUCCAAGCCAUCAAGGCGUCCAGUGCCUUGGGGUCCGGCGUGAACAUGAUCCCCUACAUGCUCGCCAACGCCGUCCUCUCCAUGCUCGCCGGCAUCUUCGUCUCGAAACGCGGCCUCUUCGCGCCCCCCGCCAUCAUCGGCUGCGCCAUCGGCACCGUCGGCUGCGGCCUCCUCGCCACGCUCGACGCCAACACCCCCACCGCCCGCUGGAUCGGCUACGAGAUCCUCGCCUCCGCCGGCAUCGGCAUGGCCAUCCAGCAAGGGUUCUCGGCCGUGCAGACGGCGCUGCCGCUCGAGCUCGUGCCCAUCGGCACCGCCGCCGUGGUGGCCUGCCAGUCCGCCGGCGGCGCCAUCUUCAUCUCCGUGGGCAACACCCUGCUGCAGAACCACCUGGUCGCCGGCGACAACCGCAUCGCCGGCGUCAACAUCCGCGCCGUCAUCGAGCUGGGCACCACCCAGUUCCGCCAGCAUGUGCCGGAGUCGGCCCUGCCCGCGUUGGUUGACUUGUACAGCAGGGCGCUGCAGGGCGUCUUCAUCGCCGCCGUCCCGCUCUGCGGCUGUGCGUUUCUGAGCUCCUUGUUCAUGGAGUGGCGGAGCGUCAGGGCAGCGGAGGAGCAGACUAAGGCGGCGGCGGGGCAGACGAAGCGGAGGACCAGAGAAGUCGAAGAAGAAAAGGUAUAA
Cyphellophora europaea CBS 101466 is the source of this 2373-nucleotide messenger RNA. RefSeq lists its product as uncharacterized. The transcript has a single exon. The coding region runs from base 1 to 2373 and encodes 790 amino acids. The record is from RefSeq and is a predicted model, not a curated record. Lineage: Eukaryota; Fungi; Ascomycota; Eurotiomycetes; Chaetothyriales; Cyphellophoraceae. Gene Ontology annotation, molecular function: transmembrane transporter activity. Gene Ontology annotation, biological process: transmembrane transport.